Molecule: messenger RNA, 4890 nt
Organism: Oreochromis aureus
Lineage: Eukaryota; Metazoa; Chordata; Actinopteri; Cichliformes; Cichlidae
Gene: chd1l
Product: chromodomain helicase DNA binding protein 1-like
Exons: 25
Coding region: 101-3133 (1010 amino acids)
Biological process (GO): chromatin remodeling; DNA repair
Cellular component (GO): nucleus
Molecular function (GO): DNA helicase activity; ATP binding; ATP-dependent chromatin remodeler activity
Source: RefSeq, a predicted model, not a curated record
GCGUAAACUGUAUGAAAACAACAGUGGGAACUCGCAUGUCUGUACAUGUCUGUCAUAAAGUCGUCUUUCGUAUAAGUUGUAGUCCUGUCAGUCAGCAAACAUGUCGGACAUUUUGGUGAGAAUAAAAAACAGCAUCGCGGAGAAAAAGAAGGCGGAUGUUGCUCAAAGUGACCUGAAGAAAUGGGGAUUGAGAGGGAUACAGCUGAGACCCUACCAGCUGGACGGUGUGCACUGGUUAACUCAGUGCCUGAAGAACCAGCAGGGAUGCAUCUUAGGAGACGAAAUGGGUUUGGGCAAAACCUGCCAGACGAUCUCUCUGCUGGUGUACAUGUCAGGGGCCCUCGGGAAGAAAGGACCAUUUUUGGUGCUGAGCCCACUCUCUGUCCUGGAGAACUGGAGGAAUGAGUUGGAAAGCUUCGCUCCCUCACUGACGGUCCUGGUUUACAAAGGAGACAAAGAAAGGCGGGCAGAGAUCCAGCAGGAGGUGAACUUUCAGGACUUCCAUGUUCUUCUCACUACAUAUGAGCUGUGUCUCAAAGAUGCAUCAUUCUUGAAACGGUGGAAGUGGAAGGUGCUUGUGGUUGAUGAAGCUCACAGGUUGAAGAAUCAAAACUCGCUGUUGCACAAAACUUUGACAGAGUUCUUCGUGGGAUUCAGAGUCUUGCUGACAGGGACUCCCAUUCAGAACAACCUGCAGGAGCUCUACUCCCUGCUGAGCUUCAUCCAGCCCAGCAUCUUUAUACCAGAAGACACAGACAGCUUUGUCAACUCUUACUCCGAUGUACAAAGUCAGCCUGCCUUGGCUGCUGAGCUCCAAAGCAUCCUGGAGCCCUUCCUGCUCCGUAGAGUCAAGUCUCAGGUGGCCGUUGAUCUGCCCAAGAAAACCGAGCUGGUGGUUUAUCACGGCAUGUCCGCUCUGCAGAAGAAAUACUACAAAGCUGUUCUGAUGAAGGAUCUGGAGGCUUUUGGAAAUGACCAAGGCAGCAAGACUCGGCUGCUGAACAUCUUGAUGAACCUGAGGAAGUGUGUUGACCACCCUUAUCUGUUUGACGGAGUUGAGCCAGAGCCCUUUGAGAUGGGGGAACAUCUCAUUGAAGCCAGUGGAAAACUUUGUCUUCUGGACAGCAUGCUGACAUUCCUCCACAAAGGGGGCCAUCGGAUCCUGCUGUUCUCUCAGAUGACGAGGAUGCUCGAUAUUCUCCAGGACUACAUGGAGUACAGAGGUUACAGCUACGAACGUCUGGAUGGGUCAGUCCGAGGGGAGGAACGAAAUCUAGCAGUGAAGAACUUCAGCAGCAAAGAUGUCUUCGUCUUUCUGCUCAGCACUAAAGCCGGGGGAGUAGGGAUGAACCUGACAGCUGCUGACACUGUCAUUUUUGUGGAUAGUGACUUCAACCCUCAAAAUGACUUGCAGGCUGCCGCACGCAGCCACCGGAUUGGUCAGAACAGGCCUGUGAAAGUGAUCCGCCUCCUGGCACGAGACACUGUGGAGGAGAUCAUGUAUUCUCGCGCUGUGUCCAAGUUGCAGCUCACCAACACUGUUAUUGAAGAAGGCCGCUUCUCUUUACUGGAUCAAGCUCAGUCAGCUGCAGGAGGGCUGCAGCUAAGUGAGAUCUUGAAGUUUGGCAUUGAUAAGCUUUUGUCAUCUGAUGAGAGCUCCAUACAAGAUGUGAAACUGGAGAAGAUCCUUGGCCUGUCACGUAAUGGUCAUUGGGUGGAUGAUGAGGACUACUCCCAGCUUGAAGAAAAUGAAGAGGAAGAUGAGGAAGGGAAAGGAUCUGAAGCCGACAGGCAGAACCACAUGUACUUCUUUGAGGGGAAAGACUACAGUAAGGACCCCAGCUCUGAGGACCAGAAGAGCUUUGAUCGUUUGUUGGAGGAGCAGCUGACCGAGUUUCAGAGAGCAGCAGGAGAGGGACGAGCUCUGCGACACAAAACUGGAGUUUCACUGUCGGUAGCCCUUGGGAUUCCAACGAGGAAGAGGAAGCCUGUCACGGAGGCUGAGCUGGAGCUGAGGCGGCAGAGGAAGGAGGAGGCUGCAGCCAAGAGAGCCAAAAUGCAGGAGGAGAUGAAGAAGAAGCAGGAAGAGCAGAAAUACAAGAAAAAAAUGGCCUGGUGGGAGUCCUCCGGGUACAGAUCUCGGUGCCUGCCGUCUGUGGACAGUGAGGAAGAGGAGGAAGAAGAGGAGGAUGGCAGCAGCAUGUGCUCCACAGACUCUGACAACACAGAUAUCCACUACGUUCUGGGGGAUGUUACUCAUCCUCACACCGCCCAGGGAGACGCUAUCAUUGUCCACUGCAUUGAUGACUCAGGUCGGUGGGGAAGAGGAGGUCUGUUUACAGCACUGGAGGUGAGAUCAGACGAGCCGCGAAAGCAGUAUGAGUUAGCUGGAAAGAUGAAAGAUUUGGAUCUUGGAAGUGUGCUGCUGUUCCCAAUUAAUGACAAACAGUCCAGACUGAACAGCCAAGAUCAAUUAGCCCUAAUAGUGGCACAGCAGCGAGACAAAGCCAACAACUUGUCUGGGAUCUUUCUGAGUGCUCUGGAUGAAGGCCUGAAGAAGAUUUACAAAGCGGCCAAAAGAACCAAGGCAAGUGUUCAUCUUCCACGUAUCGGCCACGCCACCAAAGGUUUCAACUGGUACGGCACGGAGAGGCUCAUCAGGAAGCAUCUUGCUUCCAGAGGCAUCCCCACAUUCAUAUACUAUCAUAGCAGAAAUGUCAAGAACACAGCUAUACCCCAGACAUCCACUUCAGCAUCCUCCCCGGGGCUACAGUUGCAAAAUUCUGAUGACACCGACUCUGCAACCUCCGGACCCUCGGCUACACUCCAGAGCCCUGCAGACCUCCCUAGUUUCAUGAACGGGGUCCGUGUGUUUUUCUACAACUUGCCUGCAUCAGAGAGGAGGAGGCUGGCCCGCUAUCUUAUCACUUAUGAUGGAGAUGAGGAGGAGAUCAUGAGUCCGGAUGUCACCCACAUAGUAGCAGAGGUGGAGAACAACAUCCACUCACAGGAGCUCCAGGAUCUGCUGCGUCAGUACGGUCAGGCUGUUCCUGUGCAGAAGGCCUGGCUCGAGUCCUGCUUUUCCAAACAAACAAGAGUCAACACUGCACAGUACCUACAUCAGCUCAGAUAACACACUGUUUUAUUGGUGUGUUUUUAAAUGACGUCAUUAAAUUGUGCUUCGUCACAAUGAACUCUGAGUUCGCUGUCGGAUGCUUGACACAUAGUGCAGAUCAUUUGAUAGCUAUUAAAAUUCAUUAUUUUUAAGCAGCAUGAGGAGUAAACGAACAACAACAAAGGAGGAGGUUUGAUGUGUUUUACAUAAAUACAUUACUACGUUUAAAAGAAACAUAAAUGACACAAACUCAUUCAUACGUCCAAUUUUGUCAAUUCAGGCUCACAGCUGUCAUCCCUCGACAGGGCACCAGUGCAUCACCGGGCCGACACACAGAGACAGACAACCAUUCAUACCUACUGCCAAUUUAGAAACACUAAUUAGCCUAACAUGCAUGUCUCUGAAACCUAUGCAAACAGAAAUGUGAAUUUAAACCGUGUUUAGUUUGAACUCACAUCCGGUUGAACAGUCCCUGCAGAUAUGAGACAUCUACAAGCUCGUUUUUAACAAAAAUCAACAAACAUGGAAAUAUUUUGGGCUCUGAGUGACUCUGACUAAAAGAGAAUAAUGAGCCAUUCUGAAGUGGACCUAAUCUGCUCCUUUCCAGCUCUGUAUUUUGCUACCUUGAACUCUACUAAAGUAGCUUUGCACUAUUCACUGCUCAUAAAAUAUAGCUUGCUUCUCUCCCUAUAAGAGAAAUCUGUUUUGAUUGGCUGUGUCUCACAAAUAGAAGUUUUGAUCAACAGGUAGGAGGUGCUUCUGGGCUGCCGUGACCAUAUUAUCAGUAUCCCCCUGUCACUGACAUCAUACUUAGCUGCAGGCAGGUUUUUCCCCACUCUCAUUGUUUAGAGAAGUCUGAGGCCUGAGCUCACAGGAAUUACUGGAAACUGCAUUUUUAUCUGGAAGCCCGCAUGAAGAGUAAAUUAUUAACUGGUGAGUUUUUCUAAAUCUCCUCUUGGACACAAAUUUACCCCUUCAUGCUGUUGGUAUGGGACCACAUUGAUGAUCUUAUUACACUGAGAUUCUUGAUGUAGGUGAUCACUGAACUCAGGUUUCUCUUAAUUUUAAGAAAGUUUUGUCACAUCCAGUUUUAUUAAAUCUUUAUGACCACAAACAGUGAGAUGACUGGAUAGAUGUGGGUAUAAGCUGAAUAUCUAUGAUAAAGAAACGGGCGAGGCAAGUUCAAGUUGUAUAGGAAGGGGAAAAAAUGAUCCUAAUGUAACUAUAGAUUCAUUAUACAGGUUCAUAUCCUUUACUCUGACCUUGACCUGAGGCAUCUCAGGAUCCAAGUGAUUCAUGGUUUCCAGAAUAAAAUUCUGUGCUUGCUUUUAAGAUUUUAAGGCAGUUUCAGUGUCUCUAAUAACAUUUUAUUAGAUUAUAAACUCCUUUAUCAAUAGUCUUACUUCUGAAGGUUACACUUGAAAUAGUCUUGUAGUAAGUUAUUUUAGUUAGUUACAUUUUCAGAGAUUACUUGACUCCAUAUUAAAUGUUUCUUCAAAAUAUGAUAGUAUGAAACCAAAAAGAACCAAACUUUUUUUCAUAACUGAAUGAAAUGUUUUAGUAAAAGUAAUUUCUUUUUAUUGAAUUUUUUUUGCAUAUUUAGAAAAAAAUGAAUAUUUUGGAAUACAUAAAAAAAACGUUUCAUUUUGAAGUAAUUCAAAAUUUUCAGUUUUUAGUUUUCAAUUACAAAAAAAUCCUGUAAUUUCUUGUGCGACACUGCCAAAGAGGAAACUUUUCAACAGAACAUCUAAUGAGCAAAUAAACGGGUUUUAAGA